GCCAUUUCCCCGUAACCACCUAAUACUUUCUGGAUGAAAUUAGGAACUCUGCCCACUUUAAACCAAAGAAACCUGGCUCGGAAAUUCCAGCAGGGGGCGCAGCCUUCGGUAACGGGGCCAAGUUGCGUCUCUUUGCAAAGCGGUGAAAGCGCGAGGUGGAUGACCAAGCGUAAGACGUCAGGAAACUUGAGAUCGCUAACGGUUUCCUACCUCGACUCGGGCCGGGCUUCGGUUCAGGCUUCGCGCCUGCGUGUUCCCAACGAAUCCUGGAAGCCCAGUCGAGCAGACCUGCAAAGGGCAGUGAUGAAUGCUCCUGUCCUGGCCAAUCCCAUGAAAGGGUGGGCUUGGCUCGUAAACCAAUCAAAGUCCCCCGAAGGGGCGGAGUUUUCUUGGGCUUGGAUCCCGGCCUGAGGGGUAAAAAUAAAGUGUUUCCAUCUCCAGCCAAUCGCAGGGAAGGCAGGAGGGCACUCCUCCAAUGGGAGCCGGGGAGCCGUCGGUAGCAGUGGCGGCCUGUGACCCGGUUCGCACUCCAGCCGGCCAGAGGGACGCGGCUAGUGUAUACGGCAGGUCCUGCUGCCGACCCUUGGUGUCUGUUGGAGCGCGGCAGGGCGUCUAAGGCCGGAGGUGUCUGGUGAGAAGCCAGAAAGACAGGUGCGGGGCAGGUGGGAGAAGAGGCCGGGCCAGAGUGCAUGAGGGGUGGGGCCUGGGCGAGCUUUUACCCGGACGGCCUCUCAACCGUAGGUCAGCGGGUUGCAGAGAAUUCAUUCGGGUAGGAAAGGGUGGGCGAGUGCUCCCGCGGCCCCCAGACGGCAACCAGGUGAUCCUGCCCACGUUCUGUGAUCCACUCUCCUGCAAAGACUCUGCCUUUCAACCCCACCUGAGCCGCCUGCUCCAAUGGUUGUUCCGGCUUUGGCCACUGAGGGCUCUUUGAGAUUGGCCAGUGUGUACCUUUGACAUGCCUCCAUCGUUUGUUUUUGAGCACUUCCUUACCUUCUGCCAUGCCAAGAUGUUCGAGACUCAUCUUGCAUCUUCUGGCCUCAAUCCUAGCAUCAGCCAUUUCUCCCAGGAGCUCCUGUUUCUAUUAAGUUGUCUGUUCUUGUGUGUUUUCUAUGUUAACAACCAUAUCAGUGUCAACAUGACAUUUUGGUUUUUUCCUUUCCAACCUUUAUGUGUCUAAUUUAUUUUUUAUCAUCUUACUUUGAUGUUUAGGACAAUGUUGAUUUGAUAAGUGAUAGUGAGCAUCUCUAUCUUAUUGUGUAUUUUAGAGGAAACAUGACUAAGUUUUCCUUAUUAAGAAUGAUAUUUGCUGUAGGUUUUUAUGGGUUCUAUCAGGUUAAGCAAGUUUCAUGCUAUUCCUGUAUGUUACAAAGUUUCUGGUUUUUUAAAAUCAUGAAAGAGUAUCUGAUUUUUUAAUAAAAUGUCUUUUCCAUUUCUCAGUAUGAUAGUUUGUUUUCACCAAUCAUCUGAUAAUGUGGUAAAUGGCAUUUGUAGACCUUCCUCAUGUUGGACUACCUUUGCAUUUCUCAUACAAAUACAUCUUGGUCAUGGUCUUUUCCUUUUUUAUACGGUACUAGAUUUGGCUUUCUAACACUUUGCUUAGGAUUUUGACAUCUGUGUCUAUGAGUAACAUUGGUGUUUAAUUUUCCUUCCUCAUACUGUCCUUACUUACUUCAGACAUUAAAGUUUUGUUGGUCUCAUGGAAUGAGUAAGAGACUGUUUCCUCUUUUAUAAUAUUCUGAAAGAUGCUGUAUGACUUUGGAAAAUAUCUCUUUGGUAGAAUUCCCCCAUGGGACCAUCUUAGUCUAAUGUUUUCCUUUUAAAUGUUGAGAUAACAUUAAACUUUGAUAUAAAAAUCUUUUCAAAAUUUCAAAUGAACAAUUUGAAAUUUGCUUUCAUAACAUGUUUAUUUUAUAUCCUGUACUUGAAAUGGCUACACACAAAUCCUAACCAAGACCUUUCAAUGAUGUGUUCCUCAAAUUCUUAACAGUCAGCAUCAUCAACAACAAAAUUUUUCUUUGUACAAGUAGAUGAUAAAGUUUUGAAACCCAUUUUUAAAUUGUUCAAAAAUGUUUAACAAUUGAACUUAUACCUACAGCUUUUCUGCUUGUUUCACUGACAAAUAUACUGGUAAAAUUUUUUAUGAUAAUGUGAGUAGAUUUCAAAUCCAGUUGAAGUCUUUCAUAUUAAAUAUUUCAAAAUAAUGAUGAAGCUCUUGUUUGCAGAACAUGCAUCAUUAUUAGAACCAUCACCCUGCAGCUAGCUUGGACACCAUUAAAAGGAUAUUCGUGAAGACAGAGUGUCAGGGCAUCUACCUGGAGCUACACCCUCCAGAAGCCCCUGCUUGGCCUCCCUGCCUCCAGUCCCAUCCCAACCAAUCACAACUUGGGCUGUGCCUGGUGUUUCUUGGAAACUGGAACGCAGACUCCUCCUGCAGCUCCACGGGCCCCUUGUCCUCAGUGAGCAGAAGACUAAAGAAGCUGGCUACUGAAGAGGCUGUCCAAGUGAUAGAGCACCUCCUUGGCCUUGCUUAGUACAUUUACCACAGAGCAGUAGCUGAGUACUGGAUGUUACUCAUUCAUGCUUACCACCUUCAGAGGGAUUUCUCACACCCCACUUCACUAAGGGCUACCCUCUAAGGCUCUUCAGAGGAGGCUUUCCAUAGAGAGGUGGCCUACCUACAGUCUGCACUGCCUCAGGUCAUACCUGAACACCUAUAGAGCUAAGGGAAUCGAUAUAUCUUUACCUACCUGUAAUCCACAGAACAACUGGAAAACUUUGCGUUCUGUUUUUGUUUGUUCUUUUGGUGGGAAGAAUUUUAACUACUGCUUCAGUUACUUUAGUAGUAUAGAAUUACUGAGGAUUUCUUUUUCUUCUUGAGUCAGUUUUGGUAAGAUUUAUUUUCCUAAGAAUUAGUUCAUUUUUGUUUACAUUUGCAAAUUCAUUGGUCUAAAAUUCCCUUUUUUUAAAUUCUCUGCUGUAUAUAAUCUGUAGCUAUGUCUCCCUUUUCAUUGCUAAUAUUGGUUAUUUGUGCCUUUUCACUUUUUUUCUUGAUCAAUCUCACCAGAGGUUUGUCUAUUUUAUUAGUCUUUUCAAAGAACCAACUUUUGGCUUUGUUGCUUCUGUCUAUUGUGUCUUUGUUUUCUAUCUCUUUAAUUUCUGCUCUUAUCUUUUUUGAUCUCCUUCCUUCCACUUUUUUUGGGUUUAUUCUCUUGUUCUUUUUCUAAUUUCUUAAAGUGGACAUUGAGCUCAUUAAUUUUAGUCUUUCUUGUUUUCUAAUUUGUGCAUUUAAGGGUCUAAAUUUUCCUUUAAUGACUGCUUUUCCACAAGUUCAGAUAUGUAGUUAUUUUCAUUAUUGUUUAGUUCCAAGAACUUAACAUUUCCAUCAAGGUUACUUAUUUGACCCAUGAGUUAAAAUAGAAGUAUGAUUUUAAGUUUCCAAAUGUUUGGGGACUUUAAAUUGUAUCUCUUUGUUAUUGAAGUCUACUCUAAUUGUAUUAUAGUCAGAGGAUAUGAUCUCUGUGAUAACAAUUCUUUGAAAUUAAUUGAGACCUGUUUUAUGAUUUAGUACAUGAUCAAUAUUUUUGAAUGUUUCCUAUAUGCUUUAUAAGAAUGUGUGUUCCCUAAUUGUUGAAUACAGAGUUCUACAUGUCUCUUAUCAAGUUUGUUAAUUGUGUCACUCAAAUUUUCUUUAUACUGAUUUUUUUGGUCAUGAUCUACCAAUAAUUGAAUGAAGUGUGUUAAUAUUUAACUGUGAUGGUGGAUUUGUCAAUUUCUGCUUGUAUUUCUCUAUCUUUUUUGUUUUAUAUAUUUUGAGGGUAUUUUAUUAGGAAUAUUCAAUUUAAGAUUUGUUGUAUAUUCCUGGUAAAUAUGUAAUGGCCCUCUCUAUUUCUGAUAAUGCAUUUUUCCUUGAAGUCUAUUUUAUCUUGUAUUAAUGUAGCAACACACACCUUUCUGCUUGUUAGGAUUUGUGUGGUAUAUAAUUUUCCAUCCUUUUACUUUUGAGUAUUUGCAUGCCCUUAUGCUUUAAUUAUAUCUCUUGGAAACAGCAUAUAGCUGUUCUCUCUUUUAAUUGGUAAGUUUAGUCUGUUUACUUUAAUUGUGAUAUAUUUGGACUUGUUUAUACCAUCAUGCUUACCUCUUUCUACCCUUUCCAUGCUUCAGUUUCUCUUUUCUCACCUGCAUUUGUAGUUUUGAAAUUUGUUUUAUAAUUCAUUUUUCCCCUGCCUAUUGUUUGGAUUUCUUUUUCUAAUUUUUUCUUCAGUUGUCUUUGAAAUUUUAUCAUAUAUGUUUAACUUAUAAAAUCUAAAGUUAAACAGUGUUUUCACCACCACCACCCCCCCUUGAACAAUGCAAGAAACUUAGAAAACUUCAAUUCUAGUCAUUCCUGUCCUGACCCCAUGCUGUUAUUUUCAGAUAUUUUAGUUUGCUACUCUUUGUUCCUAGCCUUGCAAUUAUACAUCAUCAUCAUCAGUAUUAUUUUGUAUAGACAAUGUUUGGAUUUACUUACAUACAUUCUUACAUCUCAGACUAUUCUUCUGGGAUCAUUUUCAUUCAUUCUGAGUACAGUGUUUAAAUGUUCUUUUAGUACAGGUCUUUUGGUGUUAAGUUUUCCCAGUCUUUGUUAUAUAUAAAUGUCUUUAUUUUAUCCUUGUUCUUACAAUGUAAUUUUUUACAGAUAUGUUCCCAUUCUAUUUUGCCUUUGAGAAGUCUGCCAUCCAUCUAAUUUCUAGGUUUUUUGUGCAUAGAUUGUUCAUUUUUUUGAGUGAGGUGUGCAGGGGAUCCUGCAGUUUCAUUCUAACAUGUUUAGGCAUUUAUUUCUUUUUUUCUUUAUUCUACUUUGGAAAUGUGCUUUCAUAGCUCAUUGGAUUCAUGUUUUUUAUAAUUUCUAGAAAAUUCUCAACUAUUAUCUCUUCAGAUAUUGCCUGUUUUUCCUCCUUUCUUUCUUUCUCUCUCUCUUUCUCUCUCUUUCUCUCUCUCUUUCUCUCUCUUUCUCUCUUUCUAUCUAUCUAUCUAUCUAUCUAUCUAUCUAUCUUUUUCAGAAUCCAGUUAUUCACAUUUUAGACCUCCUCAUUCUGUCUUCUACUUCUCAUAACACCUCUGAUAUUUUCUAUAUCUCCUUGUCUGCCUGUACUUCAUUCUGGGCAAUUUCUUCAGAUAUAUCUUUCAGCUUACUGAGUUUCUCUUCAGCCUUGUCUAUUCUGAUGUUUAAUGUAUCCAUUAAGUUUUCAUUUCAAAAAUUGCAUUUUUCAUUUGUGCAGAUUUCAUAUAUUUUACUUUCUAAUCUUCCUAGCCAUUCCUAAUUGUUUCUUGUUGGUUGCUCCUCUUUGUAAUUACAUCUGCCACUUCUUUAAGCAGUUCAUACCCUUUUUGUUCAACUGGUAGUCACCAUUUGCAUGAGGAUGACACUGUAAAUAGUAUUCACAUCAAAACUGCAUAGAAUACAGUGAUUACAUAUCCUUUGUUAUACACAUUUCUGUUUUCUUUUUGCUUAGUCUUCUAGUACCUGUUACUUCUUCUCUGAAAUUCUUUUAAAAAUCCAAAUCACAUCAUGUCCCUUGUCUGCUCAAAUUCUCCCAUGCAACUCCCUCGGAACAAAAGCCAAAUCCCUCACCAUGGCCAAAGAGUCCCUGCACAGUCUGAUUCCCUUCACCUCUCUACUAUCGGCUCCUGUCAUGUUCCUCAUCACUUACUCCUCCAGCCACGCUGGCCUCCUCACUGUUUCUCAAGCAUGCUGGGUACCCUCCUUCUUCAGGGCCUUUGUACUUGCUCUUGUCAAUGCCUGGAACACCCAUCCUUCCAGAUAAUCUGUUGACUUUCCCAAGUACUUCCAAUACGCUCAAACGGCACCUUCCUAGAGAAGUGUUUCCUGAUCCGCAUAUCUAAAAUAACCCCUUUCACCUGCAUUUUCUACUUCCGUAUCUUACUGUACAUGUUCUAUUUUUCUACAAAGCACUGAUUACCACUUGAUGCAUUUUAUAUAUUUUUUUAUUGUGGUUAGUGUUUCUCUCUCCCUAAUAGUCUGUAAGCUCCACAAAGCAGGAACUUCUGUUUUGUUCACUUCUGUAUCUCCAGUACCAAGAAAAACAGUGCAUAGUAAUAUUUAGUAGACACUCAAUAAAUAUUUGUGGAAUCAAAAAAUGAAUGAAUGACUUAAUUAACAUGGAGGAUAGAGACAGAAAUGCCUUGGGAAGCAGGGGAGACACGAAGGCCUGUAACACUGUGCGAGGGCAUUGUUCAGAAGGGUGGGGGGUGUGCAGAAGCAGUGAGGAUAGCUCCUGAGUUCUUUUGGGAAGCAGUUGGUGGUGACAAAGGCACAUAUUCUCUGUGACUGACUCCACACCUUCGAUCUCUGGAAGGCAGGCCUGCUUCUUUUUCAAACAGCUCUCAAACUGUUGUGUUGUCAUGCCUGCCUGUCACCUAGUAAAGAACAAAGCCCGACUCUCACUGGGAUCCGGCUAGCAUCCCCUUUUCUUUUGUCCUGUAAGAGACUGUUUCUUCAUUCCCCAGGCCAAGCGGAUCACUCUCAUUAGACUUUAUUCUGUGGUCCCAGUGGGGAUGGAACAGUGCAGAAGCGGGUACAGCGUCUGGCACAUGAUAAGCAUUAUUAUAAUGGUGGAUACCACAAGAAGGUGAUUCACCCGUUUUGAGUUGAUGGCAUCUGGUAUGAGGUAGGGAUCCAACUUCAGUCUUUUGCAUGUGAAAAUCCAGUUGUCCCAACACUAUCUAUUGAAGAUACUAUUCUCUCCUCUAUCAAAAGGACCUGGCACUCUUGGCGAAAAUCAAUUGUCCAUGUGAUUUUGUUGUUCGUUUUCCAGAUUGUCUAGGCUACUCACAGUCCCUUGAAAUGCUAUGUGAAUUUGAGGACCAGUUUUCCAUCUCUGCCAAAAGGCUGUUCAAAUUUCCACAGGCACUGCAUUGAAUCUGUUGAUUGUUCUGGCUACUACUAAUAUCUUAAUAAUACUAAAUUUUCCAAUCCACAGAUGUGGGAUGCCUUUCCAUUUCUUUAGGUCUCCCUUAAAUUCUUUCAGCAAUGCUUUAUAAUUUGAGUGUACAAAUCUUGGGAGUGGGGUUGUGGUGCAGCUGGUUAAGCUGCUGCCUGCCACGUGGGUAUCCCAUAUGAUCCCAGCUGCUCUGCUUCCUGUCCAGCUGCCAGGUAAUAUGCCAGUGAAAGCAGUGGCAGACAGACUAGGCUGGAUCAGAAGCAGAGCGGUUGGGACUUGAUAUGGAUUUGGAUAUGGGACACUGACAUCUCAGGCAGUGGCUGAACACACUGCAUCAGAAUGCUGGCUCCUGGGUCCGGCUCCUCUAAUGGACAUCAGAGCCACAGCAAGUCAUUCAGCUGGUGUGACGUGUGCAGAUCCGCAAGUGCUAAGGAAGCAUCAUUUCCAGAAAGUCCUACUUGUUAUAUGGCAAAAAAAAAAAAAAAAAAAAAGGAGGGAAAGAAAGAAAGAAAGGAAAAAUAAAAAUCUUAUAGUGUGAUAAGCGUAGAGUCCCAGCCUCUCCCUCAGAUCAUGGACUAGAAGCCAUCGAAAUAAGGGGAGAGCCUGUUUGAGGAAGAACCUUGUUACAUUUCUCACGAGUGCGUGUGCUGGGUCGCUCCUACCCUGCUUUCCCCACAGGGACCUGCAGCCCGGGCAGUUGUGCUCUGGGGACAGGCAGAGUCACAGCUUUUGGAAUACACUGGAUAUUGCUUUGGAGUUAAUGUGACUCCUUGGUAACCCAGACUGUCUCUAUGGUCCACCAGGCAGAAUGGGAUCAGAUCACACAUGACGUUGCUUUCUUUUUUAAAAAUAAUGAUCAGAUUAUCUCUCAAGCUGAUUAUUGACAUUUAUUUUUAAAGAUUCAUUCAUUCAUUCAUUCAUUUAUUUGAAAGGCAGAGUUACAGAGAGGCCGGGGGGGAGGGAGAAUUUUCCUUCCACUGUUUCACUCUCCAAGUGGCCGAAACCAACAGAUCCGGAGCCAGGAGCCAGGAGUACCUGGCUCCUGGUUUCGGAUUGGCACAGCACACCGACUGUAGUGGCCAUUUGGGGGGUGAACCAACAGAAGGAAGACCUUUUUCUCUGUCUCUCUCUUUCUCUCUCUCUCUCUCACUGUCUAACUCUGCCUGCCAAAAAAAAAAAAAAGAAAGAAAGAAAGAAA
Oryctolagus cuniculus (rabbit) is the source of this 8139-nucleotide messenger RNA. The record is from RefSeq and is a predicted model, not a curated record. Lineage: Eukaryota; Metazoa; Chordata; Mammalia; Lagomorpha; Leporidae.